UAAUUUUCUUUGGGUAGAAGUUACAUUUAGAUAUCUCGUGUGUAAAUACACGCGAGUAUCUUCUACCUUUCUUUCUAAUUAUUCUGUGAAAGUUAAAUUCAUUAAAUGCAUUUUUAUAGUUUCUCUCGUGUCAAAAGAGUUCAUUUAUUCGUCAUAAAGUGAGACAAGAGAUUAACACGCGCCCACUCGACGCUCUUUUUGCUCCAGGCGAUGAAUACCAACGUAGAGCAGUCACGUUUCCGGACGAUAACGUCACAAAACCGGUAUUUCCUCUACGUCACUAAUCUGCAUGGACGAAAAAAAGGAAAUGACUUCAUAAGAAUGAAUGUACACAUUUUCGAUUUAACGCUGUAACUUUGUACAGUCCACACGAGCGCAUGGAUCUGCUCACGAAAUUGAUCCCGUUGGCAGCAAUUGUUCUGCAUAAUUGCCAGUGUUUUAACGUAGAUACGAAAUUUCCUAUUGUUUUUAAAGGGACGAAAAAUAGUUAUUUUGGUUUUUCGGUACAGCUUCAUCAAACCGAUCGAAAAGCAUGGGCACUAAUUGCUGCGCCGAAAGCGAAUUCCUCUUCCUCAGCUCAACAUCUUCAUCAACCGGGAGUUUUAAACAAAUGCGAAAUAUCAAAUCAAGUCUGCUACGAAAUCAUUUUGGAUUAUUCAUAUAAUCAGAGGAAAAUUCUUGGAAAUCUUUCAUACAAAGAGGUGAAGAGUGAUAUGAUGCUGGGAAUAAGUUUGGACGUUCAACCGGAAGACGGAAGUAUUGUGACAUGUGGACAUCUAUGGAAGAAUUUGGAAUAUUCUCCGUUUUAUUCUGCUAAUGGAGUUUGUUACGUUAUUGAUAAAUAUUUAAAUGAAAACAACGAUUUAUCCAAUGUUGAGAAGUUACUGCCAAUCAUUGCUAAAGAAAAGCAAGUACUCCAUUCUCCGAACGUUAAUUUUUACGCCUAUGGAUUAGCUGGAUUUUCCGCAAUGUUUACAGAGAAUGGGAAAGAUCUAAUUUUGGGAGCACCCGGCAUCUAUGAAGGAAAAGGAAGUCUUAUUCAAUAUGCUGUUAAAAAUGGUGCUAAAUUAUCUCCCUUCCCAAUUAUCCCGGAUCCAAAUAACACAAAAGAAAGAGUGCACAACGAUUCCUACGUUGGUUAUUCUCUUACAUCUGGAAGAUUCUUCAAUACAACUGAAAUAUAUAUUGCAUCUGGAGCUCCAAGAGCAGAAAAUGAUUAUGGAUGUGUAAGUAAUAUUUAAUUAAUAUUCAUUGUCAAAUAUUUAAAGACAUUUCAAAUGUAAGCUAUUCAAAUAUAUUUCCUAAAAUAUAAACAUCAGUAGAAUGGCAAAGUUUAAAAAUUUAAUUAUGUAAAUUUUUUAUAAUAGAAAGAGUAUAGGCCACAGUGGUGUAUACCGCUCAAAAAUUGUUAGAACAAACUAAAUCCUUUGAAUAAUCUACACCACUGUAUACACUCACACAUAAGAGAGCAACAGAUAAUUGCAAUUUAAAACUGACAUUUAACCGGUACCCUUUUUAAAUUGUAUUAAAUACAAAUAACUAGGAGUCGGUAUUUUUUUUUUUAAUUCUGACUCCCGAUUCCUUUCACUAAAGCACCA
This is a messenger RNA of Centruroides sculpturatus (bark scorpion), 1598 nucleotides long. RefSeq names its product integrin alpha-4-like. The record is from RefSeq and is a predicted model, not a curated record. The transcript is spliced from 8 exons. Gene Ontology annotation, molecular function: integrin binding. Gene Ontology annotation, biological process: cell-matrix adhesion; cell-cell adhesion; cell adhesion mediated by integrin. Gene Ontology annotation, cellular component: integrin complex; external side of plasma membrane. Lineage: Eukaryota; Metazoa; Arthropoda; Arachnida; Scorpiones; Buthidae. Bases 378 to 1241 code for a protein of 287 amino acids.